Molecule: messenger RNA, 1080 nt
Organism: Naumovozyma dairenensis CBS 421
Lineage: Eukaryota; Fungi; Ascomycota; Saccharomycetes; Saccharomycetales; Saccharomycetaceae
Gene: ISF1
Product: Isf1p
Exons: 1
Coding region: 1-1080 (359 amino acids)
Source: RefSeq, a predicted model, not a curated record
AUGUCUUUAGAUAUUUUCGAACGAGGUGUACAAGAUCCAUUUUCUGAAGCUUGUGAUAAUGAAGACGUCAAAGAUUUAUUAUCUGUCUCUACUGAAGAUAUAAAUCCUAACGUAGUAACUGCUAAUACUAGUCCAAUUUCAUCAUCUGAUUUUCAUGGGGAAUAUCGUCCAGUUGAAGAAAUACAAUAUCCUCAAAAAAGUUCAAGCUUUUACAUGGACAAUAAUAAUAAUAAUAUUAAUAACAAAAAUAGGAAUACUAGAAAUGGUAUCGGUUCCAGUUUAAGGAAGAUUAGAACAGCUCCUCAUAAAUUAGGGUCAUUGUCUCCUUUAAUGACUCAAGAACCAUUCCAUAAUUUACAAAAAGCUACUUGGGAAGAAGAACAAGAGAGACAAAAUGAAGAAUCUACUUCACCCUUAUGUUUCCCAUUAAGAAGAAAUAGGGCCAACAGUAGUUCUUUCAUCCAUCAUCUAUCAAGACAAUCAACAAAUACAAACUCAAAUAAUAAUUCAGGCAUAUUUGAAAGUCCUCAAUUCCUUAACAAACAAACUAAUAAUAAUACCAUAAAUUUUUCAAAUACAACAACUCCAACUAGAUGUAAUUCAGUUACUUCUAAACCUUUGUCAAGACAUUCAUCAUGUUUCGCUAUACCGACACAUAUUUAUGGUCUUGAGAAAUAUGUAUUAUCCGAAUUAGAUGCAUUAUCCACAGUUGGUUGUAACAAUAGUAAUAAUAAUAGCGGCAAUAAUGACAAUAAUAACAAUAAUAACAAUGACUGUAACAGUUGUUUAUGUGGUAGGGACUAUGAUGUACCUCCAACCAACUAUAAAUAUACUGGUACCAAACUCCAUGAUAACGGAAACAGUAAAAACCCGGAGAUGCUAUCAUUUAUGGAAGGCUUCACAUUUAAUAACCCAUCACCCACUUCAUCAUCGGGUUCCAGCAUUAAUCUGCCUGAACUAUCGCAAUCAAAUGCAAAUUCUAUCAACACAAGCCCAAGAACAAAUUUUAUUCGUCCUUCGCUUCAUAAUAGAAGGAAAUCCUCAAUCAGGCUAUCAUUAGAAAAUUCAUUCCAAUCGUAG